Messenger RNA from Abrus precatorius (Indian licorice), 1179 nucleotides. RefSeq names its product protein STRICTOSIDINE SYNTHASE-LIKE 3-like. Bases 1 to 1179 code for a protein of 392 amino acids. Gene Ontology annotation, biological process: biosynthetic process. The record is from RefSeq and is a predicted model, not a curated record. Gene Ontology annotation, molecular function: strictosidine synthase activity. The transcript is spliced from 4 exons. Lineage: Eukaryota; Viridiplantae; Streptophyta; Magnoliopsida; Fabales; Fabaceae.
AUGCAGGCUCGAGGAUUCUCCAUUGUGCUUCUUCUGCUUGCUCUAUACUGUGGUUUAGACCCUUUCAAGCAAAGCCCCAUUGCGGGCUUCCCUGACUUUGAGGUGCACAAAGUUGAAAUGCCCGCAUGGUCUGAGGUUCCUACUGACCGAGACAAGGACAACUUGUUGGAGAAAUCGGACCUCAUGUUUGUGAACCAAGUGCAAGGACCAGAAAGCAUUGGCUUUGAUCCUCUUGGCCGUGGCCCUUACACUGGUGUUGCUGAUGGAAGGAUUUUGUUUUGGAAUGGACACUCUUGGACUGAUUUUGCAUACACCUCCCCCAAUAGAUCAGAACUAUGUAAUCCCAAGGCAUUUGCAUCGCCACUUAGUUAUGUGGAGACUGAGCACAUUUGUGGAAGGCCUUUGGGACUCAGAUUUGACAAGAAAACUGGUGAUUUAUACAUUGCAGAUGCGUAUUUUGGGCUGAUGAAGGUGGGGCCUCAGGGUGGUUUAGCAACAUCUCUUGCAACAGAGGCUGAAGGGGUGCCACUGAGAUUUACUAAUGAUGUAGACAUUGAUACGGAGGGGAACAUUUAUUUUACAGAUAGCAGUACUAAUUAUCAGAGGAGGAAUUUCGCUCAGCUUGUAUUCUCUGGUGAGGAUAGUGGCAGAGUUCUGAAAUACAAUGCCACCACUAAGGAAACCACUGUUCUGUUGAGGAACGUUCAGUUUCCAAAUGGCAUUUCCUUAAGCAAGGAUGGUUCCUUCUUUGUCUUUUCUGAAGGGAUGAUCGGAAGGUUACGCAAGUACUGGCUAAAAGGAGAUAAAGCUGGGACUUCAGAGAUCUUCGCAAUCCUCCCUGGUUUUCCGGACAACGUGAGAGUGAAUGGAAAUGGUGACUUUUGGGUGGCUCUCCAUUGUAGAAGGAAUAUUUACAUUUACCUGAAUGCUAUCUACCCAAAGAUGAGAAAAGUCAUAAUCAAGCUACCUAUUCCAUUAACGAUUCAAUACAUGAUUCAAAUUGGAGGUAGGUUCCAUGCGGCAGUUGUUAAGUAUAGCCCGGAAGGUAAACUCAUGCGGAUAUUGGAGGACAGUAGGGGAAAAGUUGUCAGAGCAGUGAGCGAAGUGGAGGAGAAAGACGGCAAACUUUGGAUUGGAAGUGUUCUUAUGCCUUUUAUUGCAGUUUACAACUUGCCAUGA